Elephantulus edwardii (Cape elephant shrew) is the source of this 915-nucleotide messenger RNA. RefSeq names its product nitric oxide synthase interacting protein (gene NOSIP). Gene Ontology annotation, cellular component: nucleus. Lineage: Eukaryota; Metazoa; Chordata; Mammalia; Macroscelidea; Macroscelididae. Gene Ontology annotation, molecular function: ubiquitin protein ligase activity. The record is from RefSeq and is a predicted model, not a curated record. The transcript is spliced from 8 exons. The coding region runs from base 1 to 915 and encodes 304 amino acids.
AUGACACGACACGGCAAAAACUGCACCGCAGGCGCCGUCUACACCUACCAUGAGAAGAAGAAGGACACAGCGGCCUCAGGCUAUGGGACCCAGAACAUUCGACUGAGCCGGGAUGCGGUGAAGGACUUUGAUUGUUGCUGCCUCUCCCUGCAGCCCUGCCAUGACCCCGUCGUCACCCCCGACGGCUACCUGUACGAGCGGGAGGCCAUCCUGGAAUGCAUCCUGCACCAGAAGAAGGAGAUCGCCCGGCAGAUGAAGGCCUAUGAGAAGCAGCGAGGUGCCCACCGAGAAGAGCAGAAAGAGCUGCAGCGGGCGGCGGCCCAGGACCAGGUCCGAGGCUUCCUGGAAAAGGAGGCGACCAUCGUCAGCCGGCCCCUCAACCCCUUCACGCCCAAAGUGGCCUCGGGGCCCGGCCCAGAUGAUGCCCAGCCUGGAACGAGCACGGGCCCCGCCAGCAAGGACAAGGACAAAGUGCUGCCCAGCUUCUGGAUCCCAUCCUUGACGCCCGAGGCCAAGGCCACUAAGCUGGAGAAGCCCCCUGCGCUGACCCGGCCUUCGACCUGUCCCAUGUCCGGGAAGCCUCUGCGCAUGUCGGACCUGACGGCCGUGCGCUUCACACCCCUGGACAGCUCCGUGGACCGCGUGGGGCUCAUCACACGCAGCGAGCGCUACGUGUGUGCCGUGACCCGGGACAGCCUGAGCAACUCCACGCCCUGCGCCGUGCUGCGGCCCUCCGGCGCCGUGGUCACGGUGGAGUGUGUGGAAAAGCUGAUUCGGAAGGACAUGGUGGACCCGGUGAAUGGAGAGAAGCUCACAGACCGCGACAUCAUCGUACUGCAGCGGGGCGGCACAGGCUUUGCAGGCUCUGGGGUGAAGCUGCAGGCGAAGAAGUCAAGGCCAGUGAUGCAGGCGUGA